Messenger RNA from Scomber scombrus (Atlantic mackerel), 925 nucleotides. Its product is annotated as cytidine deaminase-like. The record is from RefSeq and is a predicted model, not a curated record. Gene Ontology annotation, molecular function: zinc ion binding; cytidine deaminase activity. The transcript has 4 exons. Lineage: Eukaryota; Metazoa; Chordata; Actinopteri; Scombriformes; Scombridae. Gene Ontology annotation, cellular component: cytosol. The coding region runs from base 45 to 533 and encodes 162 amino acids.
UCAUUCAUUGACUGAAAAGAAGCCUUCGAACCCAGAGAGGAAGUAUGGACCAAGUCAAGUCUAGUGGAGAAGUGAAGCAUAUUAAUGACCAAGGUUCAAGACAAAUAUCACUGGAAACAGUCAAAAAGCUGAUCAAACAGUCCCAGCAGGCAAAGGAGCGCGCUUACUGCCCCUACAGCAAAUUCAGAGUGGGAGCUGCUCUCCUGACCUUUGACAAUCACGUGUUUGCAGGUUGCAAUGUGGAGAAUGCAUGUUACAAUCUGGGCAUCUGUGCUGAGAGGAAUGCUAUUUCAAAGGCAGUGUCAGAGGGACACACAAGUUUCAAGGCGAUUGCAAUUGCCAGUGACUUGAAUGACCAGUUCAUCUCCCCGUGUGGUGGCUGCAGGCAGUUCAUGAGAGAGUUUGGAUCAGAUUGGGAAGUAUACCUGUCAAAGCCUGACGGAUCCUACCAGAAGAUGACUGUGAGUGAGCUGCUGCCAGUCUCAUUCGGUCCUGAAGACCUGUCCAAAGACAAAGUGAAUUCCUUCCCGUAAUUAGUGUUGGACCUGGAUUCUAAUGAAGACAAAAAACACAUAACAACAACAGCAACAAAAACCACAAAAUUGUUGGUCCCAUAACAUGAAAUUGUCAAAUAUUGUGUUUAAUGAAGGGAACGUGUAUUGGUGUUUAGCAGUAGUUCCAUUUAUGGUAAAUGUUUAAUAAUAGCAUAUAUUUAUUACUGUAAUAUUAAUAAAACAUCAAGAUAAUUGCCAUAUGGUUAGCGGGAAAAUGCAAUGUGCCUUAGUGAUCUGUUCACCUGUAUUUACAUAUUGAAUGCUGUAUUACUGAAGAUAAAAAUAUUUAUUAGUUUAAAGAAGCAGAAGGGAAAUUACAUAAAUAUCAAAGCAGGUCACACUUUUUAAUAAAUAAACUGUUUUAAAAGGUG